GCCGCGGCCGCUUCUGCUGGCCGAACUGCUGCCGCCGCCGGGCGGACGGGCGGACGCGCAAAGCCGGGGGCGAGCGCGGCGGGGCGCGGCGGGGCGGACCGGCCCCGAUGAGGCGCAAAGAGAAGCGGCUCCUGCAGGCGGUGGCGCUGGCUCUUGCGGCCCUGGUCCUUUUGCCCAACGUGGGGCUCUGGGCUCUGUACCGCGAGCGACAGCCCGACGGCAGCCCAGGGGGAUCAGGGGCGGCAGUGGUCCCCGCGGCGGUACAGGAAUUACACAGUCGACAGAAAAAGACACUUGUCUUGGGAGGUGAACAGAAGCUGAAGGACUGGCACAACGAGGAAGCCAUCAGGAGGGACGCGCAGCGCGUAGGAAAUGGAGAACAGGGGAAACCUUACCCCCUGACCGAUGCCGAGAGGGUGGACCAGGCAUACCGAGAAAAUGGAUUUAACAUCUACGUCAGUGAUAAAAUCUCCCUGAAUCGCUCUCUCCCCGAUAUCCGGCACCCAAACUGCAACAGCAAGCAAUACCUGGAGACGCUGCCCAACACCAGCAUCAUCAUCCCCUUCCACAACGAGGGCUGGUCCUCGCUGCUGCGCACCGUUCACAGCGUGCUCAACCGCUCGCCUCCAGAACUGGUGGCGGAGAUCGUGCUGGUGGACGACUUCAGUGAUCGAGAGCACCUGAAGAAGCCGCUGGAGGACUACAUGGCCCUCUUCCCCAACGUGAGGAUUCUCCGGACCAAGAAGCGGGAAGGCCUGAUCAGGACCCGAAUGCUGGGGGCUUCGGCUGCCACGGGUGACGUCAUCACGUUCUUAGACUCACACUGUGAAGCCAACGUCAACUGGCUGCCCCCUCUGCUGGACCGCAUCGCCCGGAACCGAAAGACCAUCGUGUGCCCCAUGAUCGAUGUCAUCGACCACGAUGACUUCCGCUACGAGACACAGGCUGGGGACGCCAUGCGGGGCGCCUUCGACUGGGAAAUGUACUACAAACGCAUCCCCAUCCCCCCUGAGCUGCAGAAGGCUGACCCCAGUGAGCCAUUUGAGUCUCCCGUCAUGGCUGGAGGGUUGUUCGCUGUGGACCGGAAGUGGUUCUGGGAGUUGGGCGGAUACGACCCUGGCUUGGAGAUCUGGGGAGGGGAGCAGUAUGAGAUCUCCUUCAAGGUGUGGAUGUGUGGGGGCCGUAUGGAGGACAUCCCCUGCUCCAGAGUGGGCCAUAUCUACAGGAAGUAUGUGCCCUACAAGGUCCCUGCUGGAGUCAGCCUGGCCCGGAACUUGAAGCGAGUGGCGGAGGUGUGGAUGGAUGAGUACGCUGAAUACAUCUACCAGCGCAGACCGGAGUACCGCCACCUCUCCCCCGGGGAUGUCGUGGCCCAGAAAAAGCUCCGGAGCUCCCUCAACUGCAAGAGCUUCAAGUGGUUUAUGACCAAAAUCGCCUGGGACCUGCCCAAGUUCUACCCACCCGUGGAGCCCCCAGCCGCGGCGUGGGGGGAGAUUCGCAAUGUGGGCACAGGACUGUGCACAGACACGAAGCACGGCACGCUGGGCUCCCCUCUGAGGCUGGAGACGUGUGUUCGGGGCCGUGGGGAGGCCGCCUGGAACAGCAUGCAGGUUUUCACCUUCACCUGGAAGGAGGACAUCCGGCCUGGGGACCCUCAGCACACCAAGAAGUUCUGCUUUGACGCCGUCUCCCACACCAGCCCGGUCACCCUCUAUGACUGCCACAGCAUGAAGGGCAACCAGCUGUGGAAGUACCGCAAGGACAAGACCUUGUACCACCCCGUGAGCGGCAGCUGCAUGGACUGCAGUGAGAGCGACCACAGGAUCUUCAUGAACACCUGCAACCCCUCCUCCCUCACCCAGCAGUGGCUCUUUGAACACACCAACUCCACGGUCUUAGAGAAUUUCAACAGAAACUGAGUCCUCAGGCCUCCUCAUCAAGGCCCCUCAGGUUGCUGCAGAGCUCACAAACCUUCCUCCUGUGAGAAGAAGCAUCUGUGGGCCCCAAGGUGCUGGGCCAAAGAGCUUGGGGACAGAGGGUUCUUGAAGCGCUUGGGUUGUGGGGCCAGUGGGAGAACAGGCCAUAGAAACGGCUCUACGAGAAGGCAGAGCCUGCUUCCGUUACGGCAGAGCUCACCAGCCUGCCAACACGCCCCCUAAGUGUUAGGAGUACCUGGCCAGCCUUGGGCAAGGAAAUUAGUUCUACAAGGUUGCCCAGCCCUCGAGCUGCUCCCAGACACGACAGUGCCCUGGAAAGGUGGUAUUGGCCUUGGGGCAGCUUUUAAGCCUAUGUGCCAACUGCUGGCAAGGCGGUCUGCCUGCGUUGAGGCUGGGAGGGGGGUACUUCUGGUACUGCCCAGCUUCUGUGUUAGUCCAAGGCCCUGAGAGCCCACUGGGACCUCUGGGCGUUCCAUUCCUAGCACUGGCCAGCUGCCAGGCAAGGGGCCCCACGCUGUGCAGCUGGAUGUAUAAAGGAUAUCUCCCCUGGCUCUCUGGGUAUUUCAGACACCCAUGCCAGCGUCAGGGCUCUCUGGGCACCAGGUUUUCAGGGCUCCAUCAGCUGAAUAAGUAGACCUCCAGACUGAACAGCUGCCAGCCGACGCCUCCAAAGCCCUUUCUCUGUGUCUCUCCUUGGCAGCUCCCUGCCUCAGAGAGGAACGGGGUUCUGUGAGGUGUCUCCUCCUGCAGUCCCCUGGGGCAACCUCCCCCAGACAAUGACUGCGGUGGUUCUAACUUCACAGAACCCUAGAGUUUAAGAAAGGUGCCACGGUUCUGUUGCAAGCAGAGGCGAGCCAGGGGAUGUGUGAGCAUACAGUGCAAGCAGCCAGGUCCUCACCAAGCCCAUGUAUGACACCCCUCCGCCAGGGGCAGAGGCAGUGGGAGAACAGAGGCUUUGAAACAACCCAGUAGCUGACCAUCCCAGCCACAGCCCCGUUAGCAGUGAGGACCUCAUGAGCUAUUGUCCCCUGACCAGAUCACCCUUAGCCCCAUGUCGAGUCCCAGGGUAAAUGUCACCCUUACCCUGUGACUGUCAUUUGACUGUGUCACUUACCAGUGAGGUAACUGAGGGGUGGUCCUGGGGACAGAGCUCUGCCUUAGAGAUGCUGGCAUUAGGGUCAUCGGGACCCCAGGUUGGCCAGGUGGCUGGUGCAGAGCCAUCUUCACACAUGCUCCUGUGCAUUGUCACGGCUCACUUGUGGGUUCCUAGUGUCCUUUCCCGUAGGAACAUUCUACCUGACAAGUGGCUAGGAAGGAGUCAGAACGGGGGUGGGUGGAUGGGUGUCUAGAGUCCAAUGGGGACAAGUGUUGCAAGCCAGGGGGAGUCAGUCCUCAGAGAGCAAUUUACAGUUAAAAAAAAAUGUGCCUUUUACAAAGAGAAAAUGCAACUGAGCAGCCAGUUUUCCCUAAACUUGAACCACUUCCUAGUGCCUUGCUAGACAGACAGGGGCGGGUGGGGGUCCUAGGAGAUGAGUGUGUGUCUUUGUGUCUGACUUUCAAGCAGGAGGUGCUAGGCUUGGAGCAGAACCUGAGACACAGAGGCCCCUACAGCAGAGGCAACUGCCUGCGGUGUAGCAGCCCUUUCCUGGGACAGGCUCUUGGAGCCUGCAAGUUCUAGGGACCUGGCAGGGUGGGGGAGUGGGGAUGAUGACCCCCCCCAAGAAGUGCUCUGCCUGUCCCUCGCUACCAAGGGUAAGAUGACCAGUUUGGCAUCCAGGUGACGCCAAGCCAAGCAGGUGUUUAAUAAGGCAGGUGCAGCCAUAAGCCAUCUCUAGCCUCGCUCGCUUCGUUCCAUCCUCCUCUGGUCCAUCCCCUUCUCCUGCGGCCACUUCUUCUAAGCUGACUCAGCCCUGUUUGUGACCACUGAACUCUGACUUGAAGGUGUGUCACAGGAAGGACCAGGUCGGCUCAGCAGCCGGCUGCAAGUGCUUAAUCCCCACCUUGUUUUGGCUUCAGGUGUGGAAAUCUUGUCUCAGAGGGUCAGAUUUCCACCCAGCUGAUACGCCUCCCAGGCAGAGGGACCUGUGGACAUGCCACAUGCUGAGGGUCAGGCCAGGUGUCUGGCCCCUUUCCCUCCAAAGCUUUAAUCAGAGGCUAAGAUCGCAAAACAAGACUGGGUUAGAAAGGCAGCGUCCCACACGGCCCCCACGCCCGGAUGAUUCCGGAAGCAUUUUGGAACUCAGAGUGUCCUGCCUCUGAGGCUAAAGCCUUUGUGUGGCAAGCUGUGUUGCCCUCCCUCUCCUGCCAGCUGGAGCUUCCAGCUUUAAAAGCAUCCGGGAGUGGCAGAUCGCAGCGGACUGCAUAGUGGAUUUCCAAAGCCAGCCAGCUUCGUAGUUCUUCAAGCCUUCCUGUUGCCACGGUUCCCGUGUGUAGCUGAGAAGAGCAGCAUUCCUGCUUCAGCAGCCCCUAGUUCUUACAGAUUAGGCGGUUUGCAUCCAGUGCCCAGGAGGCGGUUCCAGCUUAUGGUUUUCAAAAAACUGACAGUGUAAAAGGGACAAAGGGUGCAGUUCCGCCCGUAAAUUUGUCGACGCUUGCCACCGAUGCUGGGCCAGGGCCCUGCUGCCAACACUGGGCGAGAGAGGUGUCUGUGUCCCAGGUUCUGAGAUCUUAACAUGUUCUGCUCUGCUCUGCUCUGUGACCGACCAGAAGGCUGGGGUCCCCAGGGGCUGCAGGAGGGGGAGCUGGGCAGUAAGACAGGGAUUCCAUGGGGGAAAGCCCAAGACCACCUCCCCUGCUUGGAAGAGUGAGCUUUGUGAAGGAUGGCUUACCAUGUUCAGUUGUGACUGUGAUCCUUCAAUAAACCUCCAGACUUUCUCUAAA
Messenger RNA from Psammomys obesus (fat sand rat), 4817 nucleotides. It is a transcript of the gene Galnt10, whose product is annotated as polypeptide N-acetylgalactosaminyltransferase 10. The record is from RefSeq and is a predicted model, not a curated record. NCBI's taxonomy places the organism in Eukaryota, Metazoa, Chordata, Mammalia, Rodentia, Muridae. Gene Ontology annotation, cellular component: Golgi apparatus. The transcript has 12 exons. The coding region runs from base 108 to 1919 and encodes 603 amino acids.